AUGGCUUCAACAUUAUCAUCAACAAAUACAGAUUUCGAAAAUUUUGGUCACAAAGUUUAUUUAAAUGUUAGUCAAAAUAAUAAAAAUCAAAAUGUAUUUCUUUCUCCAGCAAGUAUUGCCCUUGCUAUGGCUAUGUGUGCAGCUGGUGCUCAAAAUGAAACGUUAAAGCAAAUGUUACAUGUUUUUGAUGCAUCAUCAACAGACCAAUUAGAAGAAACAGCUAAACAAAUUAUGCGUAUUUUUUCUAUUGUUGAUAAUGAUACACAAGUUAAACUUAAAUUAGCUAAUCGUCUUUAUGGACAAAAAGCAUAUAAACUUCGAGAAAGUUAUUUAACUUGUGUUCAAAAUUCUUUUAAAGCUGAUAUAAAACUGGAGGAUUUUGAAAAUAAUAGUGCAGGUGUUGUUAACACAAUCAAUGAAUGGGUUGAAGAACAAACAAAUGCAUUAAUUAAAAAUUUACUCUCGCCAAAUGAUGUAACACCUGAUACACGAUUGAUUAUUGUGAAUUGUAUCUAUUUUAAGGGUACAUGGGUAAAACCAUUCAAAGAACAUUUAACAGAUCAAAAUGCUGACUUUCAUGCAGCUAAUGGUGAAAUGUCAAAAGUAAAACUAAUGCAUCAAAACAAAACAUUUGGUUAUGCUCAAAAUGACGAUUUACAUGUACAAAUUGCUCAUUUACCAUAUAAAAGUGAUAAGCAUGGUGUUCAAUUUGUUUUUACUGUAAUUUUACCAAACCGAGGUACUUCAUUAGAUGAAGUUGAAAAAAAAUUAGCAUCAGACCCAAAUUUAAUGAGACAAAUAUUAAGUGCUGAAAUUACGACAAGAAAAGAACUUCUUUUAUACUUACCAAAAUUUAAAAUGGAAGCGAAAUUUGAAUUAAAUGAUAUUCUUAUAAAACUUGGAAUGACAGAUGCAUUUGAUACAAGCAAAGCAGAUUUUACUGAAAUGGUCAGUAAACAAGAUGAUCCAAGUGCAUUUAUUGAUGUUAAUGAACUUGGUAAGUUUAGAUAUUUUUUAGAAUAUUUUAUUGAUAAAAAUUAA
This is a messenger RNA of Rotaria sp. Silwood2, 1041 nucleotides long. Lineage: Eukaryota; Metazoa; Rotifera; Eurotatoria; Philodinida; Philodinidae. The record is from the annotation of a GenBank genome assembly.